GCUGUCAUGGCGUCGUGGGCGCUGCUGGCGAAGGAACAGCCUCUGCGGAGCCAGUAGAGAGCUGGGCAGGCGGGCAGGCGGCGGGCCGGCCAUGGAGAGCUUGGCGCAGCCCCCGCCGCCCCCGGGCGCGCUGAAGAGGGGCGGCGGGGGCGCUGCGGCCCGAAUCAUCCUGGAGGGGUCAGUGGAGGAAGAGGCGGCGGCUGACGGGGGUAGUGGUCGGGGCGGACCCGUGACCGCUGAGGAGGGCGGCGGGCAGUGGGGUCCUUCCCCUCUGCUUCUUCCCCCGCCUGCCGCGGGCUCUGGGAGGGACUCUGCUCCCGCGCUGGGGUCUCCUGUGCCUGCCACUGAGAGCCGCCGGUCCGCUGCGGGCUGCGCGGAGCCAGCAGUGACUGAGAGCCCUGAGGCAGCUCCUGCCUUGGAGAGCGGCCCCGGGGAGGCCGGCAGCAGCGGCGACCCCAGCCCCCCAGAGGAGGAGUCGCAGAGCUUAGACUCCCUGGAGUCCUUCUCCAACCUGCACUCCUGCUGCCCGAGCAGCUCCGAGCUCAAUAGCGAUGCCGAGGAGGUGGCGGCGGCGGUAGCAGAGGGCAAGGCCCGGAGCCCCGGAGGAGAUGGGCCCACGGCUACGGCUCAGCUCUUGUCUGCCUCUAAGGAGCGCUUUCCUGGCCAGUCGGUCUAUCACAUCAAGUGGGUCCGCUGGAAGGAGGAGAACACGCCGAUCAUCACCCAGAACGAGAACGGGCCCUGCCCGCUGCUGGCUAUCAUGAACGUGCUGCUGCUGGCUUGGAAGGUCAAGCUGCCACCAAUGAUGGAAAUCAUAACUGCUGAACAGCUGAUGGAAUAUUUAGGAGACUAUAUUCUUGAUGCAAAACCAAAAGAGAUUUCUGAAAUUCAACGUCUAAAUUAUGAGCAGAAUAUGAGUGAUGCAAUGGCUAUCCUACAUAAGCUACAGACAGGUCUGGACGUGAACGUGAAGUUCACUGGUGUACGAGUUUUUGAAUACACACCUGAAUGCAUAGUGUUUGACCUUCUUGAUAUCCCUUUGUACCAUGGAUGGUUAGUGGAUCCUCAGAUUGCUGACAUUGUGAAGGCAGUUGGUAAUUGUAGUUACAAUCAAUUGGUGGAGAAGAUAAUCUGUUGUAAACAGUCGGACAACAGUGAGCUGGUUAGUGAAGGAUUUGUAGCUGAACAAUUUCUGAACAACACAGCCACUCAGUUGACAUACCAUGGAUUAUGUGAGCUGACUUCAGCAGUUCAGGAAGGAGAACUUUGUGUGUUCUUCAGGAACAACCAUUUUAGCACGAUGACCAAAUAUAAGGGUCAGCUUUAUCUGCUGGUGACAGACCAGGGUUUUCUUACAGAAGAGAAAGUUGUCUGGGAAAGUUUACAUAAUGUAGAUGGUGAUGGAAAUUUCUGUGACUCUGAAUUCCACCUUCGACCUCCAUCAGACCCAGAAACUGUAUAUAGAGGGCAGCAAGAUCAAAUCGAUCAGGACUAUCUGAUGGCAUUGUCUUUACAACAAGAGCAGCAGAGCCAAGAUAUCGAUUGGGAGCAGAUCCCAGAAGGAAUCAGUGAUCUAGAGCUGGCAAAGAAGCUGCAGGAAGAGGAGGAUAGGCGGGCUUCUCAGUACUAUCAGGAACAAGAACAAGCAGUUGCAGCUGCUGCUCAGGUCCAGUCAUUCUUCCAGCAGGUGCAAGGAGCUGCUUCUCCAGCAAGUGGAAGACAAUCUGGAAGUAGUGAACGCAAACGAAAAGAACCUCGAGAGAAAGAGAAGGAGAAAGAAAAGAAUAGUUGUGUUAUUUUGUAACCGGGGAUGGAUUUUGCCUGGAGUCAAGUGCAUGUCCUCAAACAAAAACAAGGAAUAAAAUGAAGACAAACCCGUUACAUGCCGCCUGUGCCUGAUUACCCCAUGGAUUUAUUCAUGUUUAAGGAGAGAAUGGGUGACUACUUUGUUACAAUCAUACAGACUUUCUUCAAAGUCCUACAGUGCGCUCUGUGUGAGAUGGAAUUCCAUUACAAUUGGAUGCGGCUGUGCUUUGAGUCAGUCAUGAGAAAUACUGCACCUUGUAGCUAAACACACAAAUCACGGCAAGUUUUGUGUCAUAGUGACAUGUGUUACUUAUAAUAUCAGUUAGUAAGCUAUUUCAUCUUCUGCUCUAAACAAAGAAAGGAGGUAAUCGGUUUUGUCAGAUUUCUUUACAUCAGCACAACAGAAUCCUGUAUUGCUUUUCAUGGUCUGACAAUAUAACUUAGACUGGGUAUUCAUGACUUUAGAGCCCAAUGAGUGUCUGGGCACACUGCCUCCAUAACGCACCCAGAUUCCUUUUGUUCAAGAGCUGGUAGUCCAUUCUUUAACCCAUAUUUGUGCUGGGUUAGUUCUACCACCAUGACCUUUGCCCCAUGCAUAAGUUAUUUGUUAAACAUCAUAUUGAAAAUUGGGUGUCAUGGAAAAAUGGGGUGUCUAUUGAUAAGCAAGAUAAAGAUUUAUUAUUGCUUUUCUUGCAGUUAAAAACUAGGUAUCACACCUCAGUUCUUAUCAGGGUCAGACACAAAUAAUUUAAUAGUUUUUUUUUCUUUGUUUAGUAUCUUCCGUUAUAGGUAAACUGGACCACAGAAGUUAUUUAUUGAUCUCUCCAUGCAACACGUGAAUUGUUGUAGGAAGCUGAAGUCUCUAAUAAUGCUUGUCCUGCGUAGGAAUGCAGAAUUAAAAUAACUAACUUAAUAUCUGCCUUCGUCCAAAAGUACCUUGAACCGUAUCAUGACUUUGACAUGUCCACUGGUAUAUUUAAGCUAGUGUACUGUGUACAAAUACUUUUAAAAAUCAUGUAUCAGUAAAAAGCACACUUUUGCAGGGUGAGAGAAAGGUUAAGCUAGUCUCUCAAAUUGUUAGGAAAGGCACUCAGAUGUAGUAUCACUUUGUUUUUUAAAUCAUUAGUUUAGAGUUACGGGAAACUUCUAUAGAAAUAACCAGAUUUUCUAAUUUAUGGGAACCAAAUAAACAUGUUACAUCUUGUAGUAUUUAUAGGUUACAGGAAUAAAAUACUUGUUGAAUUUUAUUAUGAGGAUACUACAAAUCCUCUUUCAUUUCAACAGGAAAAGCCAGUAACUACUACUUUGUUGCUGAUCCUUUUGAUAAAGUUUUUAUUUAGCAAUUUGUAGACACUUUUGAAAAAAACUGCUUCUGCUGGAAAAAAGUAGUUCUGAUUCACGUUCUAAGGCUUGGUAAGUGUAUUAAUAUACAGGAGUAUAGAUGAGUUUAAAGCAGCCACCUGGAGUAUGACAUUCAUAUAUUUUGAAGUGUGGCUUGGGGGAAUGUCCAUAACACUCAAAAUUUAAAAAACCCUCUUGAUUUCUGAAUAUGAGUCCAGCAUUAAAGAAAUGCUAUAAAAUUGUUUCAAAUGGAAUUGCCUCCAUAAUUGGAACCAGUCAUUGCACAAAUCUGUUACAUAUUUAAAUAAACAAUUAGGCUGAUAAAAUAGGCAUAGUUUUGGUAAUAACUGAAGAGCCAGUCUAGAUCACUCUAUUUGUUUCUUCCUCAGCUUUUUUCCUUCUAUCCAUUUUGUUACAACUUCCUUUUUAUAAUACCGAAGUGAUGGAUGAUUGAAGGGGAUCUCUCUUUCAGACACAGAUUUUAGAUACUGUUUUUUAUUAUUUCUUGAUAAUUAUAUAGAAAGGUCAUUAAUACUUAUUCAAAUGUAUGCCAGUUAAAAUAAUAAUAUUCUUUGUCAAGUCAAACAAUUUACCUUAUUCCUUUCACUGAAGCAAUCCAUUGCUUCAGACAAAUUUACACGAAUAUAAACGAGGAACACAAAUGUGAUGGUUUGCUUUACGCAGAACAGAAAAUAUUGAUGUAUUGUAUUGGAGGUACAAAAACUUUUAACCAUAUUUUUUUUUAAAAAGCAGUCUGUUACUGAUGAAAUAUUUCCAAACUCAUAUUUACAUUUAACACUUUUGAAAAAUAAAUGUCAAGUUAAACUUUUGUUACCUUAUUAUUUCCAAUGACAAUACUGCCAUUGUACAUUCACUUUUAAAACAAAUUAACUUAGAAUGUUGUGGCUAUUAUCAAGUACAUCUUUUCGUAAAAUAAAGUAAAUCACUAAAAAUAAUUCAGUGAACUUCCUAGUAUCAGAAAAGUCUGUAUAAUAUUCCUAUUUCAUGUCUUACUGACACCCCUGAAACAUAAUUUGAUAUACUUAUGGUAAUAUUGGUAUAUUCAAUUACAGUGGAAGAAAACAAAUUAAAUGUCAAUGUUUGUUGUAAAAAUCUCAGACUUUCCAAGAAUUCAGUUUCUCCUUCAAUAAAGGAGUUAUCAAUUUCAGAAA
This is a messenger RNA of Gopherus flavomarginatus (Mexican gopher tortoise), 4319 nucleotides long. RefSeq names its product MINDY lysine 48 deubiquitinase 2 (gene MINDY2). Gene Ontology annotation, cellular component: cytosol; cell periphery. Gene Ontology annotation, biological process: protein K48-linked deubiquitination. The transcript is spliced from 9 exons. The record is from RefSeq and is a predicted model, not a curated record. NCBI's taxonomy places the organism in Eukaryota, Metazoa, Chordata, Testudines, Testudinidae. Gene Ontology annotation, molecular function: K48-linked deubiquitinase activity; cysteine-type deubiquitinase activity; cysteine-type carboxypeptidase activity. Bases 92 to 1804 code for a protein of 570 amino acids.